AUGAGAGCUUCUCGGACAACUCAGAAAGAGAAUCAGACACCCAGAAUAUUGACAGCGGAAACGGGUUAUCGAGUAGAAACGGGAGGUUAUGCAAUGCCAGAGGAUAAGGGUGAAAACCAGAUGAUUCCAAAACACCUAGAUUCUCAGUCGUGGCCAGGACCUAAAGCAAGGCGGUAUCGCUGGUUGGCGCCGGAGGCCGGACCCCCUUCACAUAUCAUACACAUGUUCAAGCCUCCAGGAUUUCCAAGAUACCUCGACUGUUCAGAAGGCGUUGUAAAGCACUACACUAGAUCGAGAAAGCGUCCAGGGGCUCAGCGUCCCCGGGACGGAAUCCACGUCAUGCACGGGAAGGCCUCACUUGGGACUCCUGACAUCUUGAGUGAUAAUGGACCUCGGGACUUUCUCUCAGAAUACCCAACGUGUGAGAAGUCGAAGGUGCAACAUGUUCGCUUAUAUUCAACUUGGUAUGCCGAGAACUCUAAAAGCCAAGCCAAGCCAAGCCACACCAAACCAAGGAAAGCCAAGCUAAGCCAAACCAAGGAAAGCCAAGCCAAGACAAGACAUGCAAAACGAAGGAAAGCCAAGCCAAUCCAUGCCAAACCAAAGAAAGCCAAGCCAAGGAAAGCCAAGUCAAGUCAACGAAAGCUAAGCCAGCCAAACGAGGAAAAGCCAAGCCAACCUAAGCCAAACCAAGGAAAGCCAAACGAAGGAAAGCCAAACCAAGGAAAGCCAAGCCAAGCUAAGUCAAGGAAAGCCAAGCCAAGUCAAGCCAAGCCCAGAAAAGCCAAACCAAGCCAAGUCCAGGAAAGCCAAGCAAAGCCAGGCCAGACCAGGCCAAGCCAAGCCAAGCCGAGCCGAGCCGAGCCAACCCAAGCCAAGAAAAGCCAAGCCAAGCCAAGUCAAGCCAAUCCCAGCCAAGUCAAGCCCAGCCAAGCCAAGCCAAUGAAAGCCAAGGAAAGUCAUGCAUGCCAAGAAAUGAUACGCCAAGAACUCUAA
Messenger RNA from Macrobrachium nipponense, 996 nucleotides. RefSeq names its product adhesive plaque matrix protein-like. Bases 1 to 996 code for a protein of 331 amino acids. NCBI's taxonomy places the organism in Eukaryota, Metazoa, Arthropoda, Malacostraca, Decapoda, Palaemonidae. The record is from RefSeq and is a predicted model, not a curated record. The transcript is spliced from 5 exons.